AUGAUAUUAACAGUGUUUCUGAGCAACAAUGAACAGAUUUUGACAGAAGUUCCAAUUACACCAGAAACAACCUGUCGCGAUGUAGUAGAGUUCUGCAAAGAGCCUGGAGAAGGAAGCUGCCAUCUGGCUGAAGUAUGGCGUGGGAAUGAACGUCCCAUACCCUUUGAUCACAUGAUGUAUGACCACCUACAGAAAUGGGGUCCCCGCAGAGAAGAGGUGAAAUUUUUUCUUCGUCAUGAGGAGUCACCAGCGGAAAGUAAUGAACAAAGUGGACGUCAAGCCCAAAAUCAAAGAAAUGGCAUAAAUAUACCUGUGGAGAAACGUACAGAGAAUGGGGUUGGGAAUCCACGUGUUGAGCUCACGCUUUCUGAACUUCAAGAUAUGGCUGCCCGACAACAGCAGCAGAUUGAAAAUCAACAGCAAAUGUUGGUUGCUAAGGAACAACGUUUGCGUUAUCUGAAGCAGCAAGAACGUCGUCAGCAGCAGUCUGUUUCUGAGAGUGAAAAGCUUCAAAAACUUAAAGAACGAGUUGAAACCCAGGAGACAAAGCUGAAAAAAAUCCGUGCCAUGAGAGGACAGGUGGACUACAGCAAGAUCAUGAAUGGCAAUCUCUCAACUGAAAUUGAGCAUAUAAGUGCCAUGUUCCAGGAAAAGCAACAGGAGCUACAGGCUGCAGUGUUAAAAGUGGAUCAACUUACUCAGCAACUGGAAGAUUUAAGGAAAGGGAAGCUGAAUGGGUUUCAGUCUUACAAUGGACAGAUGACAGGACCUGCAGCAAUAGAAUUAAAAAAGUUGUAUCAAGAGCUACAGAUUCGUAACAGGCUUAACCAGGAGCAGAACUCCAAGCUUCAGCAGCAGAAAGAACUCUUAAACAAACGCAAUAUGGAGGUGGCCAUGAUGGACAAGCGAAUCAACGAGCUGCGUGAACGACUAUACAAGAAAAAAGUUGAGGCACGUCAAAAAGAAAACAUUCCUUUGAAUCGUAUUAAUGGAACUUCUUCACCCCAGUCAUCCUUGAGUGCUUCGGGAAGGGUGGCAGCAGUAGGACCUUACAUCCAAGUUCCAAGUGCUGGCACUUAUGCUGUACCAGUAGAUCCGGUUAAGCCACAGUCUCUCACUAUUGCUUCCAGCUCAACACAUGGAAGAUCAAAAUCUGAGACGGACUGUGGGUGUGUGAAAAAAUCUCCAGACACCUGGAAGGUUUCUGAUUUAGACAUAAUAGUGGAUCCUAUUCUGUCACCUCCCACUUCUCUUCAGUCUGCUGUUCACAAUGUCAUCCGCCUGGCACCUACUGUCUUUGACACCCAGCACUCUAACGAUGGAAAUUGGCCAAUACUUAAACAGAGCUCAACCCCUGUGGUGAAACCCCCUCAGAUCUCCAACACAGACUGGAAAGAAUCAAACAUGGAUACUGCUUUAAAACAAGGAACUAUAUCCAGCCAGCCUUUGCCAACUUCAGUAUUAGGAAGUACUGAUAAGCUGGGUCUUGACCUGGGGAAGGUGCCACCAACAGUUCCUGGUGUAAGCAAGCAGUUGCCUCAAAACUAUGGGACCUAUCCAAGUCCAGUUCCCUUAGGAACAGGUUCUACAAAUUCUCUAGAAAGAAGGAAGGAUGGCAGUCUGCCCAGACCUGGCACCAGUAUAACAAAUCGGCAAAGACCUGUUCCACUUCCGCCGCCAAGCAACGUACAUCAGCCCAGUUCUUCACAACAGAUUCAACAGAGAAUUUCUGUACCUCCCAGCCCUACGUAUCAACCUUCCGGUCCCCCCUUGUUUCCAGGAGGAGACGGCAGGCCAGAACUCCCUUUAACUGUGGCAAUCAGACCUUUUCUAGCUGAUAAAGGAUCAAGACCUCAGUCUCCCAGAAAAGGGCCACAGACAGUGAACUCCAGUUCCAUCUACUCAAUGUAUCUUCAGCAAGCAACACCACCAAAGAAUUAUCAACAAGCUGUAUACAAUACAUUAAAUAAGUCAGUAAAAGCAGUCUAUGGAAAACCUGUAUUACAAUCUGGUUCGACUUCUCCCUCCCCCUUGCCGUUCCUUCAUGGUUCUUUGCCUGCCCAGACUUCCUCACAGCCACAAUCUCAGCCUCAGACUGAGGUCUCUGAAAAAGAUCAAGAGCUGGAAAAUGCUCCACCAUCCAGUGAAAAUAGCAAUGUGGAAAACAUUCCUCGUCCUCUCAGUCCUACUAAGCUCACGCCUAUUGUGCAUUCACCCCUACGAUAUCAAAGUGAUGCUGACCUCGAAGCUCUGAGAAGAAAACUGGCCAAUGCUCCUAGGCCAUUAAAGAAGCGUAGUUCUAUCACUGAACCAGAAGGCCCAAGUGGACCAAAUAUACAAAAAUUAUUGUAUCAGCGCUUUAAUACUCUUGCUGGAGGAAUAGAAAGUGCUCCUUUUUAUCAGCCAAGCAAUCCACAGGACUUCAUAGGCAUCUUAGCUGAUGUUGAUAACGGUAACACUAGUACCAAUGGCAAUAUUGAAGAACCUAUUUCCGUGCAACCUACAGUUCCUCUUCCUGAUGAGCCACCCCCUUCGUCUGAUGCCAAUGAUAAUGAAUUACCUUCUCCUGCUACUGAGGAACUGAUAAGCACUGAAACCAUAAAUCAAACAUCUGAGACAACUGAAGAUAACAACAACAAUCCUGCUAUAGUUCCUUCUACUGAAGAGUCAUCCAGUCCCACACCUGAGGUUAGUUCUCCAGUAGAAGAUGAAGCUCCUUUGCCACCUGCGCUUCCUCCUCCGCUUCCUCCAACAAAACGUACCAACUUGAAGAAACCGAACUCAGAAAGAACAGGCCACGGCUUGAGAGUGAAGUUCAAUCCCCUGGCCCUCCUCCUAGAUGCUUCUUUGGAGGGAGAAUUUGAUCUUGUACAACGAAUCAUAUAUGAGGUUGAUGAUCCCAGUAAACCAAAUGAUGAAGGAAUUACACCUUUGCAUAAUGCAGUGUGUGCUGGUCAUCACCACAUCGUGAAGUUCCUGCUUGAUUUUGGUGUCAAUGUAAACGCAGCAGAUAGCGAUGGGUGGACACCUUUGCAUUGUGCUGCUUCUUGCAAUAGCGUUCAUCUGUGUAAACUGCUGGUUGAAUCCGGGGCAGCUAUUUUUGCUUCUACUAUAAGCGAUAUAGAAACUGCUGCAGACAAGUGUGAAGAGAUGGAAGAAGGUUAUAUUCAGUGUUCCCAGUUCUUGUAUGGAGUGCAAGAGAAGUUGGGAGUGAUGAAUAAAGGAGUGGUGUACGCUCUGUGGGAUUAUGAAGCCCAGAACAAUGACGAGUUGUCAUUCCACGAGGGCGAUGCCAUUACUAUUCUAAGACGCAAGGAUGACAAUGAAACAGAGUGGUGGUGGGCCCGCCUCAAUGAUAAAGAAGGCUACGUGCCUAAAAAUCUUCUUGGGUUAUAUCCACGAAUAAAACCUAGACAGCGAACCCUUGCUUGAAUUCAGUUGUACAACAGUGCAAUACCGUGCUGGUAACUGGAAACUUAAACAUACACUGGAGCCAUCCUUUUUGAUCAUUUCACACAGAGAAAUAAAACUAUGAUAUUUAGUUUUAAUGGUGCUUUCUCUUGUUAAAUGGACAGCAUCCAAGAUUUUCAAGAUCUGCAGUUUGUAAAUGAGGAUCGUUUUUAUGUGACCCACCACUGAUGAGGAGAGCGAUACCUCCACUACCUACAGUGUUGCACCAACUAUUGUCUAAAGCAGUGUUUUAAGUUAAAGUUCCAUGGUAGGAGCUUUCUUGUGUUAAAUGUUCAGAGGUGUCACCUGCGGAGUGCAGAUAUGCUGUCCAGUUUGCUCCAACCCCGCAGUAACUGUCCCAUGUCAGGAUUUUGGAUAUUUUGUUCGAUACCAGUGAAUGUUGAGUUCUCAUUACUGAUCAACUCUUUGGGUUCUAGGACACGAGGUCUUCACCUAUUAGACACAUAAUUAAGUAGUCACCAAAGCUUUAUGAAGGCUAGGAUUUUAAAGGGUAACAUGCUAUACACUUAAAUCCUAGUCUAGACAACCCCAACAAAAGCUUUACAUAGUCUAGCAUCUAGUAUUAUUUGCGUUUAGAAUCAAGCUAGAGAACUAACAAAACAACAGUAUUUGUACACUUCUUAAAACCCCUACACAAUAUCUCACUUGGUGUUUUAUUUUCAUAUUAUUCAGCCAACAGCACCGGUGUUACCUCUACUAAUGUAAAGGUUCCCCUACUAACCACCUGAGCUUGUCCCUUCUGGACAAAACAGUU
This is a messenger RNA of Charadrius vociferus (killdeer), 4225 nucleotides long. RefSeq names its product protein phosphatase 1, regulatory subunit 13B (gene PPP1R13B). Gene Ontology annotation, molecular function: p53 binding; transcription factor binding. The coding region runs from base 1 to 3432 and encodes 1143 amino acids. Gene Ontology annotation, biological process: regulation of apoptotic process; apoptotic process; negative regulation of cell cycle. The record is from RefSeq and is a predicted model, not a curated record. Lineage: Eukaryota; Metazoa; Chordata; Aves; Charadriiformes; Charadriidae. The transcript has 17 exons. Gene Ontology annotation, cellular component: nucleus.